UUUCUUCAUUUAUUUAUGAGAAAAAGCUUUGUUUUAGUUUCGCUUGCAUCUGCAUGCAAAUUCCUCAUAGGAGGGAGAUUUCUGCACAUAUGUUCCAUGAAAUGGUCGAGAUUAAGAGCUUCUUUCAAUCCAUUGAGUAGGGCCUUCUAAUUCUGCUCUGCAACUCACUUUGCCAUCAAUUACUUACCCUCCCUCCUCCUCCCCCACCCACAGCUUGGCCCGCCCUCCCAUGGCCUGGUAAAUAAUUGACAAGCUCUCCUCCCCUCACUGCUGUGUGUCUUUCCAUCCUUCCAACCUCUUUGUAGUGUCCCUCAUUAGGAUUUCCAUCCAAGUGACCGCCCACCUCCCUCACUUGCAGCAUGUCUAGUUUCCACCUGCUGCCUGCUGGAUGUCGACGGCGGUCGGAAGAAGAGAAGCAGCUGUACGUAAGACAAAAAACAGUCAAAAAAAUUAUACAAAUGUUACUGUAGCACAAUUAGACAAUUAAUAUUUAAUAAUUCUAUGAUCUUAAUAAUCGGUGAUUUUCAUCUUACUUGACACUGUUGUGGUUAGCACAUCUUCAAAGUCAGUUGUAUGUAUUAAAUAUUGUUUUCUUUUGCCAGUGUAAGUGUGCAGAACCAUGAGGGACUUCAUCUUCAUCCUGCUGACUGUGUCAGCUACAUCCUCACGCUCUCACAGCAACUGGUGUGAGCUGGGUUGUGAUUGUCGUGGUGAUCUGAGGUUCGCCAUCUGCUCACGAGCCUUCUUCACCGAGCUGCCUGGCAGGAUCCCAUCCAACACUGAAAUAUUGGACGUGUCGCACAAUCGCAUCGUCGUCAUCCCUGAGCGCUCAUUCAACAAGAACCGCAAGCUGCGUGUGCUCCUCUUGCAGAACAAUAACAUCAGCGUGGUGCAAGAUGGCGCCUUCUCACAGCUGGAGUUCCUACAGAAGCUGGACCUCAGCUGGAACCGGAUCGCCACCCUGGCCAAGGGUUUCUCAAUGGGUUUGGCCUUCCUGCGGGAACUGCAGUUGGCUCACAACUCACUGAGCAGCCUGGACAGCAGCAGCUUCACACACCUGGAAAGCCUGCAGAAGUUGAACCUUAGUGGCAACAGCAUCCGCACCAUCCAGGUCAGAUCGUUCGCCUCCAUGAGCAUCUUGCGACAUCUGCACCUGGAGGGCAACCGGCUGACUUCUCUGAACAAUGGCAUCUUCUCCAUGCUGCGCUCGCUGGAGCUCCUCAACUUGGCCGGCAACCACAUAAAUGAGACAGAGGCAGGCAUCUUCAAGCCGCUCACCAGCAUGACCCUCCUCAAUCUGGCCAACAACCGGCUGACCAGCAUAUACUUCAAGACCUUCCUGAGCAUUCACACAUACAGCACCCACAUCCUGCUGGGGGGAAACCCCUGGAAUUGUGACUGUGACCUGCAGAGAGUUUUCCGCAAGCUGAGGAGCAUCCAGAGACUCUUCCUGGAUGACUACUACAACCUGACGUGCGCACAGCCCGCAGUGUUGCGCAACUUCCGGCUGAUCCAGGUGGAUACGGAACUGUGCAUUGCUGAAACGGUCACAGUGCUCAUCAUCACCGUGACUGUGGUCAUAACGGUGCUGGCCGCCAUGCUGAUGGGGGAGAGGAAGAGGAAACGGAAGAAGAGAAGGAAGCACUGGACGCAGCAGGGAGAGCUAUCAGACGAGUCGGACUACUGACAUUGAUCCUUUUCAUUUUCCUUUGUAGUGGUACCUUGACUGACGAGUAAUGGCGGUAAUGGUAGCCCCUUGCAAUCCGGCACUAGUACUUAUAGGUGAAAGUCAGCACUGGAUGAGUCCGGUCAUUAAGCACAUGUACUGUAUGUAGAGCAAAGGCACACCUGGAGUUCAGCUGGUGGUGUCAGUCGACCCUGGAUGGUUGGUUUUGGCAGUGUUGUGCUGGAGGGCCUAGCGGCUAAAAUCGUAGCGUAGUGAUCCAGGAAGGAGUUGAUUCUUGACAGAUAACGGUUGUCAACUGGAAACUGCAUUACAAUGGGAGGUUACCACUAAAUUACCAUACAGUGUAGAUUGUCUUUCUGGCACAUACAUUUAUAGACGGUCGAUGGCAAUUACUGUUUUUACUGUCACUUAUGCGUUGUCAAAGGUAUGCAAGUCGUGUGCUGUGGGAGUGGUACGUCAGCACAAGUAGUACAAUUAGAUGUUCACUCUGCGGAAGCGGUUGAUCCACUGUAAUUGUCACAGGGUGAACAGAUUGCUGACUCGUUCAUGGAAUGCUAAUUCAACAUUAAUCCGCACAUUUUGACUGUAUUGAAAUGCUUUGAACCAGUUAUGAUGUCACCAGCUUGCUUGCUUUGAACUGGUUAUUCUGGAUAUGUGGACAAUAAUAGCACGUUAGAGAAAUUUAUAUCUCUUAUUAUAUUCUAUUAUGUUUUUAUGCUGCAGC
Molecule: messenger RNA, 2411 nt
Organism: Hippocampus comes (tiger tail seahorse)
Lineage: Eukaryota; Metazoa; Chordata; Actinopteri; Syngnathiformes; Syngnathidae
Product: insulin-like growth factor-binding protein complex acid labile subunit
Exons: 1
Coding region: 620-1687 (355 amino acids)
Molecular function (GO): protein binding
Source: RefSeq, a predicted model, not a curated record